Messenger RNA from Vitrella brassicaformis, 1487 nucleotides. The record is from the annotation of a GenBank genome assembly. Lineage: Eukaryota; Vitrellaceae.
CGACACGUAUGGAUAGAGCACAACGAUGCAAUAGAUGAAGGUGCAUGGAUUCAUCCGCGCGCAGCAGCCAGGGCACAGUCCAGCCGUUCUCGCACACGAACCUUCCUGUCGUCAGGGAGGAACGAGCCACGUAACGCGUCUAUGCUCGUUAACAGAAAAUCAGCCUCAGAGAUCCCCAGCCGGGCGUUGAGCAUCGCGUACUCCUCUGCUAUGCCGCUGCCCGUAACGCCAGGAUCAUCUGCAGAUGGACAAAAUGGGUGACAGCGUACAGCUGGUAGCUUCUAAGGGGCCGAUUGUGUAUGUGUGUGUGUGUGCGGAAGCACUUGCCUGUAUUGACGCACACACGUAGCCCCUUGGAGAGGAAAAAGGGCAGCGGGUGCGCCUCGACGGACUUUACUGCCCCCGUGAAGACAUUGCUGGUGACGGACAGCUCAAGCAGCACGUCCCUCUCAUUCAGCCACUCCACCAUGGCCUCGUCCCGACCCACCAACACCUACACAGGACACGACACACGAGGAAAGGCACAUACAUGUGACGGUGGGCUCGGGUGCGGUGUCUGAGGCGGCCUCUCUGCACUUCCCUCCUCCCCAGAACGCACCCCAUGGCCGAUUCGCGUGGCACCCAUCUGCUCCACGGCAAAGCGCACGUUGUCCUUGGCCCGCCCCUCCAUUGCGGCCCUCGAGCAGAUGUCCUGACCGCAGUGGACAGUGAGGGGCAGCCCCACGCCCUUGACAAGGGGCCAGCACCACUCGAGGUCAUCCUCACUGCCGGCAACGUCCAAUCCUGCACACAGACAGACAGACAGACAGACAGACAGACAGACAGAAAAUCAUGUGCCUGCCUGUGGUGUGUCUGUGCAGGUCCGUCGAUGCAUGUGUUACCCACCGCAGAACAUGUCACGAUGGAUGGCGGCGAACUCAGCGGUCUUCUUGACUGAAUCCGCGCCCAGCGUGCUGACCGCCAGGCAGAUCAGUCCGACCUCUAUAUCAAACUUUUUCUCCGCCUCACGUAUCCCCUCAGCAACCGCACCCAGCACUUCGUCAUAGGACAGGGGGUGUGGUAAGCUGGCGGGCGGGGGGUCAGGCGAGCAAUGGGCAGGGGCGUAGCGGAGCUCCAGCAGCUGCACGCCAUCACGGGCCUUGUCCUCGCAGACCUCAUAAGCGAUGCGGCGGAAGAACUCUGCCUCGCGAUAGAGCACCUGGGAGCGGCCGAACACCGACAGAAAGGCUGAUAGAUUCGGCAGUGGGCGGGAGGGCUGGAAAUAAUCCUUGAGAUCAGCUUCAUGGUCCUCUGUCUGGAGGCCGUAUUUGUGCCAGUAGUGGAGGAUGGUCGACAGCCGAACAGCACCCUCCAGAUGGCAAUGCAGCUCCACCUGCACACACACACAGACACACACACACAGAGGACCAGUUUUUGGCAGAUCAACGUAUCUCAGCCACAGACCUUCGGCAACGCCUUCCAUUGGUCCAUCUGAGCCCUUGCCGAUG